CGAGCUGCCUGCUGGAAUACAGAGGAACUAAUCCGCGGAACUGGCGCGAGCGAGCGACCUGCGGAGACUCUUUAGGAAAGCGCUUGUCUAUUACUUUACAAAAUUAACUUUAUAAGACUUAUACACAUAAAACGCGCUGGUUCCGUUUCACGUCGCAGUUAAGUGUGUUGCAGGAAUGCGUUGGAGUUUGUUCGACUCCAACAGAUGCUCGCCUUUGAACAACAGCAGCGUUGUUUAUGAACUGGGGAAGAUUUGAAGUCAGGCUCAGCCAGUCCGGAGCGUCUGGGAGAGGGGAGAGAGAGAGGAGACGAGGGGAGGGAGGAGAAAGAGAGAUAGAGAGAGCGAGAGAGGCGGAGAGGAGAGGGGCGCCCAGAAAACGCCCUGCUGCCGAAUCCUCUCAAAAUUAAAACUUUAUCGCGCCAUUGACGGUACGCUCACAUGAAAGGAUGAGAAGUUACAUCCCGCUCAGUUUUUAAAAGUAACCAUUUAACAGACUGUUUUGAGGGGAAGUUUGGAAAACCUCAGUUGUUCCCAUUGGAUUAUUUUUUUUCUUGCUCUAUUCUGGACGAGCCCGGGGUACUUUUUGGAGGGCGGCGAGUCGGAGGCUGUCUAGGCCCGCUGCUCGACAACUUGAAAGAAGAUAUUGUAUCUUUAAUGUGAACCAGAAAAGUUGUGCAGAUCGCUCUUCAUUGCUCAUACUGGCGCCAGGACAAGGUAAAAAUGUCGCUAGGAGCGGAGAGAAGGAUGGAAAACCGGCUGAGACAACUGGAAGCCAUGAUCAAAGAGCCGCGGUCUGCGAUCAACUUGGAAAGUUUGCUGGACUCCAUGAAUGCCCUGGUUUUAGAUCUGGACUCUCCGGCCUUACGUAAAAAUAAGAACAUUGAGACCUUCUUGAACAGAUAUGAGAAGGUCAUGGCCCAAACAAGAGAGCUGCAGAUGAAGCCAGAGGAUUUUGACAGAGUGAAGGUGAUCGGUAGAGGAGCAUUCGGAGAAGUCCAGUUGGUUAGGCAUAAGGCCUCUCAGAAAGUGUACGCAAUGAAGGUGCUCAGUAAGUUUGAAAUGAUCAAACGUUCAGAUUCUGCCUUCUUCUGGGAGGAACGUGACAUCAUGGCAUUUGCCGACAGCCCAUGGGUCGUACAGCUGUGCUGUGCUUUCCAGGAUGACCGUUCUCUCUACAUGGUAAUGGAAUACAUGCCAGGAGGAGAUCUAGUCAAUCUCACCAGCACAUACGACGUUCCAGAGAAGUGGGCAAAGUUCUACACUGCCGAGGUUGUGUUGGCUUUGGACGCUAUUCAUUCUAUGGGCUUUAUUCACCGGGACGUCAAACCAGACAACAUGCUGCUGGACCGCAACGGACACCUCAAACUUGCCGACUUUGGGACCUGCAUGAAAAUGGAUGGGACGGGGAUGGUUCAUUGUGACACUGCGGUUGGAACCCCUGAUUACAUCUCGCCGGAGGUUCUCAAGUCUCAGGGAGGGGAUGGAUACUACGGACGCGAGUGUGACUGGUGGUCGGUGGGAGUAUUUAUCUAUGAGAUGUUGGUUGGUGAUACACCGUUUUAUGCUGAUUCUUUGGUGGGGACCUACAGUAAGAUUAUGGACCAUAAGAACUCGCUGAACUUCCCUGAUGACGUUGAUAUCUCUCAAGAAGCCAAAAACAUCAUCUGUGCCUUCCUAACUGACAGGGAGAUUCGGUUGGGUCGAAAUGGCGUAGAAGAAAUUAAAAGAAAUCCUUUCUUUAGAAACGACCAGUGGACCUUCAGCACCAUUAGAGAGACUGCAGCCCCUGUGGUUCCAGAGCUGAGCAGUGACAUAGACACCAGUAAUUUUGACGAAAUAGAGGAGGAUAAAGGAGAAGUGGAGACCUUUCCUACACCCAAAGCCUUUGUUGGCAAUCAGCUUCCCUUCGUGGGGUUCACUUACUUUAAAGAAGACCAGUUGUUGAAUGCUGUUAACAGUUCAGCAAUGAAAAAUGAUCUCCCAGUAUCUAAGAGAGAGGACAAUUUAGCACUCCAGAACAAACUUCAUUCUCUAGAAGAGCAGCUCAAUAUUGAAAUGCAGGCCAAAGAUGAGCUGGAGCAAAAAUUCAGAAGCAACUGCACCCGCAUGGAAAAGAUCACCAAAGAGCUCGAUGAAGAGAUAAAUGGCAGAAAAGUGUUGGAGACGUCUCUGAGACAGCUGGAGAGAGAGAAAGCUCUCCUGCAGCACAAGAGCGUAGAGAGUCACCGCAGAGCGGAGAGUGAAGCCGACCGCAAACGCUGCCUGGAGAAUGAAGUGAACAGUCUGAGGGAUCAGCUGGAUGAAAUGAAGAAGAAAAACCAGAACUCGCACAUCUCCAAUGAGAAGAACAUCCAUUUGCAGAAACAGCUGGAUGAGGCGAAUGCGUUACUGCGGGCAGAAUCUGAUGCGGCUGCACGGCUGCGUAAAGCUCAGACAGAGAGCUCCAAACAGCUGCAGCAGCUGGAUGCUCAUGCAAGAGAACUGCAGGACAAGUGCUGCAUGCUGGAGAACAGCAAGCUCACGCUGGAGAGAGAGAACAUCAGCCUGCAGGCAGCGCUGGACUCAGAGAAACGAGAGCACACCCAGGGCUCUGAGACUAUCUCUGAUCUACUGGCACGAAUCUCUGGUUUGGAGGAGGAAGUGAAACAGGCGAGACAAGCCCUAUCUAAAGCUGAGACUGAGAAGAGGCAACUUCAGGAGAAGUUAACAGACCUGGAGAAGGAGAAGAGCAAUAACCAGAUUGACAUGACCUAUAAACUGAAGGUGUUGCAGCAGAGUUUGGAGCAGGAGGAGGCGGCACACAAGGCCACAAAAGCUCGACUUGCCGACAAGAGCAAGAUCAGCGAGUCCAUUGAAGGAGCAAAAUCUGAGGCUGUGAAGGACCUGGAACAAAAGCUGCAGGAGGAACGUUCCUCUAAACUGCGUGUGGAGAACAGGGUGUUAGAACUGGAGAAGAAGAACUCCAUGCUUGACUGUGAUUAUAAACAGUCACUGCAGAAACUAGAGGAACUGCGGCGACAUAAAGAGAGACUCACAGAAGAGGUGAAGAAUUUUAGUCUGAAGAUUGAGCAAGAAGUUCAGAAACGCACUUUGACUCAGAAUGACCUGAAGGUUCAAAACCAGCAGCUCAGCACCCUCCGAACAUCAGAGAAACAGCUCAAACAGGAGAUCAACCACCUGCUGGAAAUCAAACGCAGCCUGGAAAAACAAAACAUGGAGCUGCGCAAAGAGCGUCAGGAUUCAGAUGGACAGAUGAAGGAACUGCAGGAUCAGUUGGAGGCAGAGCAGUAUUUCUCCACGCUGUAUAAGACACAGGUGCGGGAGCUGAAGGAAGAGUGUGAGGAGAAAAAUAAACUCUAUAAAGACAUGCAGCAGAAUCUCCAGGAGUUACAGGAGGAAAGGGAUUCUCUUGCGGCCCAGUUGGAGAUCACACUAACGAAAGCUGACUCCGAGCAACUGGCACGCUCCAUUGCGGAGGAACAGUAUUCCGACCUGGAGAAGGAGAAGAUCAUGAAAGAGCUGGAGAUCAAAGAGAUGAUGGCCAGACACAGACAGGAGCUCGCUGAAAAAGACACCACCAUCACCUCUUUAGAGGAAGCUAAUCGCACAUUGACAAAUGAUGUCGCAAACCUGGCCAAUGAGAAGGAAGAGCUCAACAACAAGCUAAAGGAGGCACAAGACUACCUGCAGAAUCUGAAGAAUGAAGAGCAGUCCAUCACUCAAGUGAAACUGGCCCUUGAGAAACAGCUGCAGUCAGAGAGAACUCUCAAAACACAGGCGGUGAACAAGCUGGCAGAGAUCAUGAACAGAAAGGAGGUUAGAGGUGGAGGCAGUCGCCGUGGAAAUGAUACAGACGUGAGGAGGAAGGAGAAAGAAAACAGGAAGUUGCAGCUGGAGCUUCGUUCUGAGAGGGAGAAACUCAACAGCACCAUCAUCAAAUACCAGAGAGAAAUCAACGACAUGCAAGCACAAUGGGCGGAAGAGUCUCAGGUGCGUGUCGAGCUGCAGAUGGCUCUCGACAGUAAAGACAGUGAUAUCGAGCAGCUUCGUGGCCUGUUGAACUCUCUCAACGUCCAGUCGCUCGACUCGGCCAGUAUGAGCAGCGGCCCAGACAUGGACACUGACGAGUCACUACCAGAGAUCAGACUGGAGGGUUGGCUGUCUAUACCAGUAAGGAACAACACCAAACGCUUUGGGUGGGAAAAGAAGUAUGUUGUGGUGAGCAGCAAGAAGAUUCUCUUCUACAACAGCGAGCAGGACAAAGAGCUUUCCAAUCCUUACAUGGUGUUGGACAUAGAUAAACUUUUCCAUGUGCGUUCGGUAACUCAGACGGACGUUUAUCGAGCUGACGCCAAAGAGAUCCCCAGAAUAUUUCAGAUCUUGUAUGCUAAUGAGGGUGAGAGCAAGAAAGAGCAAGAGGAACCUCUUCCUGGGGACAAGUCCAGCUACAUUUGCCAUAAGGGUCAUGAGUUCAUCCCUACCCUGUACCACUUUCCCACUAACUGUGAAGCCUGUACCAAACCCCUGUGGAACAUGUUCAAACCACCUCCAGCUUUGGAAUGCAGACGAUGCCAUAUCAAGUGCCACAAAGACCACAUGGACAAGAAAGAAGAAAUCGUCGCCCCCUGUAGAGUGAAUUACGACGUGUCUACUGCUAAAAACCUGCUGCUGUUAGCCUUGUCUCAGGAGGACCAGCAGAAGUGGGUUAGUCGGCUCAUGAAGAAGAUCCCCAAAAAACCUCCAGCACCAGACGCCCCUCACCGCUCCUCUCCCAGAGUUCCAGCUAAAGUACAAAGCAGUCAAUCCAUGAGGAGACCCAGCCGACAAAUACCUUCAGGCAAACCCAGUCCCCCUCGAAUGGACGCUCCAAAGAUGAGGCGAGAAGACUCCUCCAACAGCAUUCUGAACAAAUGAGUCCAUUGGCUAACCGUGUUUACAAACUAGAAGACAUUUCAACUGUACUGUAAAAGGAAAAAGAAUGAGAGCAUGUGCAAAACAGUAUUUUUAUUUUUAGGUCUUUCUUUGUUCCCUUUUGCAAUAAAAGUUUGCAACUGUUGUGUGUGUUUGGAGGUGUAUUAAUCUGCUUCUCUUGAGCGUGAUGGCAUGUACGCUGUGGUGCUUUUUUUUUUUUUAAUUAUUAUUACCGAAGGAUUUUUCUUUCCUCUUGGGUUAAAAUGUAGUGAAACUAACUAUCUCUUUGUCUUUCUCUUUCUCGAUUUCUCCCUCUUUCUCUAGUUAACCUUAUAUUGGGAAUCUGGUGCUGCUACAUGGUGAUUUGGGGUUCUUCCUGUCACAUCAACAAAAUGACGUUACUUUUCGCACAUUUUGGCAAAUCCCAAAAAAGUGAGAGAUACACAAAUGUUGAUGAAGGCUUUGCUGGCGUGAUAUGGCUUUUAUUUUCUGGGCAUGCGGUUGCUUCGGCUUCAAGAGCACAACAGAUCUACACAGAACUGAAGGGUCAGCGUCACACCAAACUUCUUAUUCAUUCAAGGCCAGAGUUGACCUGAACGCUAAGACUGAACCGGCCAGAGAAUGUGGACGACAGCUGGUUCUGACCGUAGUCUUUUAUUUUGUAUUUUUCAUGGCUGAAUAUAGACGGUAGUGCAACACACCACAUAAACGGCUAGAAAACACCACUACAUAUGUUUCUCAUUCCUUCAUAAAUGCAAAGUGCAACUCUGCCGUUUUCUUCUUGUAGAGUGUUUUUAUCUUUAUUUACCCCCCACGUGCGAUCAUACCCUCUUUGAUCACGGGUGCAUCCCAUAAUGCUCUCCUGGACACCUGUGAGGCUCACUCCCUAGAAUGAGUUGACUGUAUUUUGAGGAGGAAGCUUUAUUAAUGGAUGUGAUUAACAGUGACCAAUAUCUAGAUGCAAGCUGUGCAUGUGGGCAGGAGUUUUUCAAACGUUUCCAGAUUUCAAAUUGAUCUGCAGUCUGUUUUGGGCUGGUCAUCUUAUGAAUUUGAGACUAAAACUGAUUCACCUUUCCAAGCACAUAACAGAAAUGUUCAUAAGACGGUAGAAUGUCUAAAAACCAUGUUUAAAUUUACUAGAGGAGGUUUUUUUUUUUUUUUUUGUGAUUUGAAGUGUUCCGUUUGUUUUUUGUGUAUCUUCACCUUAGCAAACAGUGUGUAUCUAUGGGUGUGCUGUGAAUGCAUAUCUGUGUUCUUUUACACAUUAUAUAUAUAUAUGAAUAUACAGCGUAUAUUUGACCUGCCAUCUUAACAGGUGGUUUGCUAUUUAUACAGGUCUGGGCACUUUUUUUAUUUUAAAGCGUUGCCUCCAGAUUUGCAUGUUUUAUAUUGAUGUACUGUUUGAGCAUAAAAUGAAAAGCAUAUGUAGCCGUGUUGUUUGGAGAUCUUGUAUAACAUUUGCUUAUUUUUGUAAACAAAAGUAGUCAGUUAAAUAGGUCUGUAGCUGUGAAUGUAGUAAAAGGAAGUAAAGUUUUAAUAUAAACAAUGUG
Pimephales promelas (fathead minnow) is the source of this 6461-nucleotide messenger RNA. It is a transcript of the gene rock2a, whose product is annotated as rho-associated, coiled-coil containing protein kinase 2a. Lineage: Eukaryota; Metazoa; Chordata; Actinopteri; Cypriniformes; Leuciscidae. Gene Ontology annotation, biological process: embryonic morphogenesis; smooth muscle contraction; regulation of cell junction assembly. Gene Ontology annotation, cellular component: cytoskeleton; centrosome; cytoplasm. The record is from RefSeq and is a predicted model, not a curated record. Gene Ontology annotation, molecular function: Rho-dependent protein serine/threonine kinase activity; ATP binding; small GTPase binding.